This is a messenger RNA of Selaginella moellendorffii, 2235 nucleotides long. Its product is annotated as isocitrate lyase. Gene Ontology annotation, cellular component: glyoxysome. The coding region runs from base 379 to 2079 and encodes 566 amino acids. NCBI's taxonomy places the organism in Eukaryota, Viridiplantae, Streptophyta, Lycopodiopsida, Selaginellales, Selaginellaceae. Gene Ontology annotation, molecular function: isocitrate lyase activity. Gene Ontology annotation, biological process: carboxylic acid metabolic process. The transcript is spliced from 4 exons. The record is from RefSeq and is a predicted model, not a curated record.
AAGCACUGAAGUGGCUGAAAUGUCUGGUUUGUAAAAACAAUGCACGAGGAUUGCCUAUUUCCCGGAUAGAAUUAAAUCGGGGCCCAACGACCGCGGGCAAUAAUACUGGUGCGAGAAAAUAUUCGUCAACACCGGCGGCCACGAUUUGGCCACCUGGGUUUUUUGGAGGUAAGCCACGUAAGCGGGUCAGGGGCUUGCUAAUUUGGGACGUAAUUGGCGGUGCAAUGGAAUUUAAGAGAAUGCCCCGCGCCAGAACACCUUGUCAUCUCCUGCAUUCGUCGGCGGUGUUGGAUAAUUGGAUCGAUUGGAUCGAUCGCUUUUUCCCGCGAGGCUGAGUUCUAGAGCUCCGGCGGGAGCAGGAGGGAGAGGAAGAUAAGCAUGGAGUUUGGGAGAGCAACCAGAGUGGUCGACGAGGAGGCCGAAUUCGAGGCGGAGGCGGCCGCGGUGGAGGCAUGGUGGCGAUCCGAUCGCUUCCGCCUCACGCGACGCCCCUACACCGCCCGCGACGUUGCCCGCCUCCGCGGGACUCUCCCAAUCCACUACCCCUCCAACGAGAUGGCCAAGAAGCUAUGGUUCAUCCUCAAGAACCACCAGGCCAACAAGUCGUGCUCCCGGACCUUUGGAGCUCUCGAUCCAGUCCAAGUCGCCCAGAUGGCCAAGUACCUCGACACCAUCUACGUCUCGGGCUGGCAGUGCGCCUCCACCGCCUCCACUUCCAACGAGCCCGGCCCCGAUCUCGCCGACUAUCCCAUGGACACCGUCCCAAACAAAGUGGAGCAUCUCUUCAUGGCGCAGCUCUUCCACGAUCGCAAGCAGCGGGAGGCUCGGCUGAGCGUCGGCAAGGAGAUCCGAUCCAGGACCCCCUACGUCGAUUAUCUCGCGCCUCUCAUCGCCGACGCUGACACUGGAUUCGGCGGCACCACCGCCACUGUCAAGCUCGUCAAGAUGUUCGUGGAGCGCGGAGCCGCCGGGAUCCAUAUGGAAGACCAAGCCUCGGUGACGAAGAAGUGUGGUCAUAUGGGUGGCAAAGUUCUCGUCGCCACCUCCGAGCAUAUCAAUCGUCUCGUCGCUGCGAGGCUUCAGCUGGACGUGAUGGGAGUGGAGCAAAUCCUGGUGGCGAGGUCCGACUCGGUGGCUGCGACGCUGCUCCAGAGCAACAUCGAUCCCCGAGACCAUUACUUCAUCCUUGGUGCGAGCAAUCCGGCUGUCAAAGGCAAGCCGCUCGUCACGGUCAUGGCCGAGGCCCAGGCGAUGAACAAGUCCGGGAACGAGCUCCAGGCGAUCGAGGACAACUGGUUGGCGCAGGCGGACCUCCGGCUCUUCUCGGACGUGGUCGCGGACGCCAUCCGGAAGAUGGACAUCGCCGAGAACGUCAAGGUGGCGAGGCUGAAUCGCUGGUUUGACAGCGUCGAGGGGCUCUCCCAUGCUGAUGCUCGAGCUCUGGCUGCCACUCUCGGUGUCACCGACGUCUUCUGGUGCUCGGAUCUUCCCAGAACUCGGGAAGGAUUCUACCGCUUCCAGGGGAGCACCAAAGCUUGCAUCGCUAGAGGCUGCGCCUUUGCUCCCUACGCCGAUCUUCUCUGGAUGGAGACUGCUACUCCGGACGUCGUCCAGGCUCAAGACUUUGCUGAAGGUGUCAAGGCCAAGCACCCGGAGAUCAUGCUCGCGUAUAACUUGUCACCGUCUUUCAACUGGGACGCUGCCGGGAUGAACGACGCUCAAAUGCAAGAGUUCAUCCCCCACCUGGCGAGGAUGGGAUACUGCUGGCAGUUCAUCACUUUGGCUGGUUUCCACGCGAAUUCUCUCGCUGCUGAUACGUUUGCUCGCGACUUCAAGCAGCGUGGCAUGCUGGCUUACGUCGAGGAUAUCCAGCGCCAGGAGCGUAUGAACAACGUCGAAACUCUGGCUCAUCAGACCUGGUCCGGGGCGAAUUACUACGACCAGCUGCUCAAGACGGUUACUGGCGGUGUCUCGUCCACUGCGGCGAUGCAGAAAGGUGUGACCGAGGACCAAUUCAAGGAUACUUUCGGAAGCAACUUGCAAGCCGGAGCGGAAGUGUUCGCCAAGUCCAAGCUGUGAGGCUGCUCUGCCCGUUCCGAGUCUAUGGAUAAUGACGAUACUCUUCGGUGUGGAGUAAUAAUAAUGUGGCUUGCUUGAGAAACUGCCAAAUGAAGCCUGCUCUCGAGCAGACCCCCAGGAAUUGUAUAUAUAUCCAUCCAUUCUUCUUUUGCGCAA